AUGCUGUGUAUAUGUGAUCGUUUAAGCACGUUUAAGCCAGAGCGGCUUAUGCCGAAUGCCAAUGAUUGGCUAUUCACUCAUAUUCAGUUUCGCGUGGUUUCGCGCUUGUUCUGUGUACAUACAUGGACGUUAUUGUUUUCGCCUGACGCAUUCCGUUACGGCGUUACGAGAUGUUUCACGAUAAUUUUUCCGCGAGGACAGUUCUCGCAGGCCGUUUGCAUUGCAAAAGCAGAACUGUAAAAUCAUUAUCGUUACUUGCGCGGAUGAUAACCUGAAACCCCGACGAGUCUCUAUCUGCGACGUUAUCGUAACGAUAAGUUGAGGUUAUGUUUAUGUCGCGCGGAGACCACGCUCGCCAGAGUGAAGUAUGAUAACGGCUACGUUUUGAGCUCGGUGCGUGGCCAUGGAUUCACUACGCGUGUUUCACAAUCUCAAGCUUGAUACCCUCGACGAGGAUUGGAUCAGAUCGAUCUGGGAGCGCGAGUUCGUCGUUUACGACGAACCGCCGCACGAGUAUCUCGAGUACCUGGAGAGCGAGGAUGCGAGGCUGCAGCUGCACGAGUGCUGCCGCGUCCUGAAGGCGUGGCUUGUCGCGAACGAGCGCGAGACCCCGGAGUUCUCGUGGCAGGCCUUGAUGACUCUGGAUAUCAACGUGCGCGGUCUGCUCGCCGUCCUGGGUUACGUAAUGAAGACCGGGCAGAAACGUGUCGAGACCGACGGGGAUUUCAGGCAGGCCUGCCUGGAAGCCACGAGCUUGUACCUCAUGCUGCUCGCGAUACCCGGCAGCAACGCGUUCAGAGUUUACCACCCGAACUUGUACGAGAGAGCGAUCGAGACGUUGCAGAUGUCGAGGAGACUGUUUAUCUCCGUUGAGAGUAGCAGGGAAGUACACGCGGAAAGUUCCAAUGUUGACAACGGAUUUUUGAAUCAUUGUGGCCUGUCGCAUUCCGAGAAAUCGAAGCUCACAAGAGAGAUAAACAAAAUCAUUUCCAAUCUCAUUGUAAUGCUAAAAUGGUUUCGUUUUAAGGAGCACAACGAAUCCCUAGACGUCACGGUACGUAUGCUGCUGGAUGUCACGAGGCUGGAGGUGCAUGUCAAGUCUCACCACAAUUACGGGAUAACGUCAUUGUCUCAGAGAGCAUUUGAGGCUCUGCAAGAACUGUGCAGCAGCAAUCACGGACCUGUCGCCAACACCAUAAUGCUAAUUGUGCAAUACAUACUGCCUGAUCUGUUGUUCUAUCACACAAAUGCACAGCCAAAGUCGAUAGUCGUUGUGCACGAGGCAGCUAUAUAUUUUCUGAAGAAUUUGUUGAAGGUUCACGAGCAAGAGACUGUGCGGGGAAUCAUGGCUUUAAUACACCAGCUGAUGGUGAAAUGUCCAGAGAGAUUGGACGGGCGCCAGAGGCAGGCGGCUGUUGUAAUAAAAGUGUUGAAUAUAUGCAACAAAGAUGUUAUCGUAAGCUUUUUCAAAGAUUUAAUAUUAUUCUCGCAUCACGGAAAGAUAUCUUACAGACUGUUCGCGCAGGAGAUCAUAGGGAAGCUCCUGACGGAAUCCUCCCUGUCGAGCGACGACCUGGACAACGACGUUAAGCGGAAGAUGAGAAAGAUUUUGAUAGCCAUCGUAUCGUCCCGUUGCAUGGAUCGCUCCGCCUUCGUGAGGGGGAAAGCCAUGGCUACGUUUGCCCUGGUCUCCGAUUGCAACGACAACGUCGACCGAAUCAUUCUCAAGGGCAUGUUCGAAGCCUCAACCGCGGAUAAAACGUUUCCCGUGAUUGAUGAGCUGAAGGGAGCGUUAUCGGAGGAGGUCGACCCAUUACCGGGGUCAUCUGUCUUGAUCGCGAUGCUGUUGGACAGGAUCAACGACGAGCGUGCGCUGGUACGACGGAGCGCUCUGAAGAUCUCGAGGAACCUGGCCAUCAUGUUCCCGUCACUCGUAGGCAAGAUAAAGCAUGUGAUAAGUGACCGUUGCAGAGAUCCUACGUUGACCGUGCGCCAAUUCGCCGUGCACGUCCUGUCCGAGAUCCUGCUGCAGUUUUCCCAUGAUUCGAAUCUUCUUGACGAAUGGAUACAAGCCGUUGUGCCGCAAAUAUACGACAUCGAGGCCAAGGUGCAGGAAAAGGUGCUAGAGUGUCUGGGGAACGUGUUGCUGAAUAGAAUAACGAAUGCCGCCACGUACGUCCCGGACGCGGCGAGCAGUUUGCCCUGGCGACUUCUGGACAGGCUGAGUGACAUGAGAAUGAGGAAGCAUCUGUCGAAAGCCUGCAGCUUGUGGGUGAAGAACAGCGCAAUCACCAGGUCUCUGAUAUCGAAUUUGCUGUCGCACGUCGGCACGGAUAACACCAUAGGCGCGUGGAUAUUGCUGGCCGCUCUGGUCGAGAAUAUGAAAAUUCCAAAUAUAGAUAAAUAUAUCGCGGAUUACAAGGAAAUCAUCCAGAAGAACGAUUUUCAUGCGAGUUUGAUUUUACACGUUUUGAGAUACGCCUGGCCUGUCUUGGAUCACGAUUGCCUCGAGGACCUCUACCAGCACCUUUACAAGUGUAUUAGUCGCUUUGAGAUCAAUUUUAACUUGAUCAGUAUCUGCCUGGACAUCCUGAGCAGAGUGCUGCGAUAUCUGAAGACUGAGAACAACUUCAUGGAAUCGGACAUGGUAAAAUUAAUGAAAUUGUCGGAGGCGAAGAUCCAAGACUUCUUGGAGGAGAACGACGGCUGCACGCAAGAAAAUACGGAAAAAAUGCGGGCCAUGUUUACUUUGGGUCACGCGUCGCUUUUCUGCACCAAGAGGGUUUCAUCGUCGACGCUGCAAAUUUUUGGAAGAUUGCUACUGCAAUGGGAAUCGCUACCGGAUACGGUGAAGAAGACGAAGGACCUGCAGGCGUCCGCGGUGGUUCUCCUCUGCCAGCAAGCACUGAGGGAUCGCGAGGUGGCGAAGGAAGUCACGCCGAUACUCGGCAAUCUGAUGCGCCAGGAAACGAGUCCGAGCUCAUCGCUGGUGAAUACCGCGGUCAAAGUAAACGCCGCGAAAGCGCUGGCCGACAUUUGCGUGAGAUUCACUGCUCUGGUGGAGCCGUAUCUGCCGGACCUGUGCAUCAGCAUGAAGGAUCCGAAUCCGGCUGUGCGAGAGGCUAUAGUGGUGAUAUUUAUCGAGUUACUGCUGGAGGAUUUCAUAAAGAUGAAAGGACCGUUUUUCUUUCACAUACUGACGAUGCUGUCGGACGCGGACAACAUGAUACGUGAGCUUACGAUCUUCCUGAUGGAAGAGAGACUUCUAAUGAAAAACAAGACGUUGAUCUCCCAGCAGUUUCUAGAGAGCAUAUAUCAUUACAAUAAUUGCCGCUCCCGGAGUGCGUUCUGUGGACAUAGAAUGCGUGAUCAAGAGCGGAAGCUCCUGACGCUGCCCGGGAGAGUGAAUCAGAGCAAGCGUAAUGUCAUUUACGAAUUUAUGCUCGAGCACUUGGACGUGUCCGCGAGGUGUGGACUGGUCUUGAAACUGACCAGGCAGAUACUUCGAGAAAUAUGCGAUGAGAAUUCUAUCGACGUCACGACCGAUGAGGGUGCGUGCGUCCUAAGAGAUGCAGUGUUCAUACUCAGCAAUAAUCGUCUACAACCGUCGUCCCUUGGUGAGAGGCACAGGGACGAUCCAGAUCUUGACGAGACGAGUCCGAGUACGCCCUCGAAUACGUCUAACAACAAUAACAAUGCUAUUAUAGCAACAAUGAAAAAACACAAUUUAGAUUGUUUAUUACCUACGUUAAUUACGCUUAAGAAGAAAUUGGUUACAUUAAAGUCUUCUCUGGAGGAUGACGUGGACGGUCUGUUAUACAAGAUUUAUUCGGAAUAUGACAAGGAUCAGCUGAUCUGCGUAUUAAAUGAAUAUCCUGAAUUGGAAAAAGAAAUGGAUCGUUACCAACGGAAACUGAGAGACAAAAUCAAUUUUGAAAACGAUGACAAUAGAAGUAUUAGUUUGUCACCUACAGCAUGUGAUAGGGAUUCGCUAGCAGAAAUAUGUAAGCGAACAACGCCCCGUGUUCUGCUCCAGCGUGUUUCUACCUCGACAAUAUCGCGAUAUAAGAGCAAUGAAUCGAUAGUUUCCGAUAAUUGCUUGCAAAUCGCCCCGUCUUACAUGUUAAUUGAAAGUCCAUUGGUACAUCCGGAAAGAACGUUGCUGAUACAAACACCACCUCCAGAGCCGAGUUUCAGUACCAGCACACCUAUAUUAACGCGAGAUCUAAGAUCAUGUUCUAACGAUACUCCCACCCGAAGAAAACGAAAGACAUCGUCGAAUGAGCGAGGACUGUCACCAGAUCCUGUUCGACGUAAAAUUCUGACGGACAAUGUGAGCUAAUAAUCAUUUCGAUCUCAGUUUCGAGCAUCUAUGAAAUAGGUACAAAUCUACCUACCUCUUAAUUUUCGCUGCACGCGAAAAGCCGUCUGCGAGAUUGUACACAUACGAGUUUCCAGUUCUUUUUGUAAGUCUACAAACAAUUAUAUAUUUGUAUACAUAACUUAAAAAUUAUAUAUAUAUAUAUGUAACAGGAUGUUUAUUACUAAGAAAAAUAGCGAAAACGGAAUUUUCAGGAAUUUUACUUUUUGUCAUUGAAAACGGAUUUAUUGGUACUCAGAGAAAUUUUGGAAAUUUUACUUUUAAAUUUAAAUUCUAUUUCUUCUUCCCCCUCUGACAAAAUUAUUUCUUUGAUUACUUUCUUUUGAUAAUACAAAAUCGAUCAAUAAAUAUGGCAUACAUUCUUGUGUGAAAACUUGAAAGUUUUUGCAAAAGUUUUAAUGACAAUAGAAUACAUUGUUCUAAAUUAAUGUUAUUAAAUCACUACGAGUUAGAUCCUUGUAUUGCUGGCAAAUCGUUAUAAAUUCGUAUUAUUUCUUUUUACUUUCUCAAAUUUAAUAAUCCAAACUUACAUGACUUGUCUUUGCGAUUGUUGAUGAUUAAGAAACAUUAAAAAGAUAUAAUUAAUAAAAUAAAUUUAUUGCAAAAGUGCAUAAAAAAUUUUCCAAUCUUAUUUGGAAUUUUGAUUGAAAUUCUUGAAAAAUCCUCAGAAAAUUCUCAGGGAAUUCUUUUGCAAAAUUUAAGUAAACAUCCUGGCUACGCAAAUUACAUAAAUUAGAUUUUUCACAUUAUGUUCGGAUACUGCCACACUUACCCUUAUUCGUGUGCGAUAGGAUAUUGUUAUGCAAAUACUUCACAUGAGAAACGUUUUCGACGAUAAGAUAGAUGAGAGCGCGUAUUUCUUCGGCCUAUGUUACAGUAUGUCUCGAUUAUUUUCAUUAUAAAAAAAAGAGUGCAAAGUGCACGGCUUGAAUGAAAACUUGACAAUAUUCAUACAUACUUCGUCGAGCACCUCAGUGAGCUUUUUAUUUUGAGCUAUUUGAAGGUGUACAUCCUGCAGAAAUCCUCUGCCAAAGGUGCUGCUGUUAUUUCGGCUCUGGAGAAAUUAGUACAUUAUAUGACAAUUUUCAGGCUGUCUGCUUAAUUCAUUUGCGUGAGUAUAUCAUUAAUCGCAAGCGAGAAUAACGAUGACUUGAUCCUAAAGCGGAACUUUUUUUUUUGUUUCAUCGAAACUUAUUUGUACACAUGAUUCAUGCGCGAUCGUAUUGUUCGAGAUGGCAAGCAACUCGACAACCGACGGUCAAAGUCUUCUUUUUCGACACAUUUGUAAUAAUUGUGGAAAAAGUAAAAACAAAAAAAAAAAAUACUAACGGCACGCAAAUCGGGCAUACGAUCGCGAAUCAUGAUGAGCACUCCUUUAGAAUUGGCAUGUAACUGAUAAUUUGGUGAGUAGAAUAAAUACGGCACGCUUCGUUAUCUCUCUUAUCAGUGCACUAGAAAUAUCGGGUGAAAUCAGUUUUGUCGCUUCGUAACGCCGUAGUCGAUACAUCGUCGACGACUGAGAAACAUCAGUGUUUCUUCUUUAACUGAGACACGCUUCUGACGUGUACAUAGGUACAAGAGACUUUGCAUCUGAAAUGAAAUAGGAAAUGAGCACUUGGCAGCUGCGCGCUAGAAGGCCGAUGCAAUUAUACGUUUCUUUAUAUGAACUUAUUAUUUCAGUAAUAGAAUAAUAUAUAUGUUGUUGUUUAAAAGCUUUGUCAUUUUAUUUGUCAAAUAAUAUUAGAGACGAUAAUUAAUAGUUUUAAAAGAAAUUUUGUUAAUCAACACUAAUCGACAUUGAUUAUUAGUUUUGUCUGACAAUUUUUUUGCUUUUCUUAUGAUAUUCAAAUCUAAUAUUUGUUUAAUCUUCUACCUAAUAGUAUUGCAUAUUUGCAACAUUCACUUUCUAUAUAUAAAUAUAAGAAUAUAUCAAUAAAUUCGGGAUCUAUGCAGUUUACUUAAACUAAAAAUUGAAAUGUAUGCAGCAUUGAUUACCGAAAUCUAUCAUUAAAGAGACUAGUUGAUAAAAAUUAAAAAAAAAGUAUAUAAAUGGAUUUUUCAUUUAUAAGAUAUUUUUGAGUAAGAUCAUUAAAAAAAUUUAUAUGACAAUAAGACAAUGAAACUUCUAUAAGGUUAAAACAAAACUCGAUGAUAGAAAAGCAAAUCUUUAACUUAAAGAUUUAUCGCUAAGUUUAAAUUAGCUUAUAGUGAUUAAAAACUGCCGAUUAUUUUUAUUAUAAAAAUACAAUUCAUAGUUUAUUUAUGAA
Messenger RNA from Solenopsis invicta (red fire ant), 6648 nucleotides. Its product is annotated as condensin-2 complex subunit D3. Gene Ontology annotation, biological process: mitotic chromosome condensation; meiotic chromosome condensation. The coding region runs from base 404 to 4342 and encodes 1312 amino acids. The transcript has 2 exons. The record is from RefSeq and is a predicted model, not a curated record. Gene Ontology annotation, molecular function: histone binding. Lineage: Eukaryota; Metazoa; Arthropoda; Insecta; Hymenoptera; Formicidae. Gene Ontology annotation, cellular component: condensed chromosome, centromeric region.